UGUUGUUGUUGUUGUUGUUGUUGUUGUUGUUGUUUUAAUUUGUAUUUUCAGGUUGUGAGUUUUCUACAUGUUGUCUUCAUGUGAACCAGUCUGUUGUUUUAUCGGCACCUGCUGACUGAGAGCAGAGGAAACACAAGUGAUUUGAUUCCCCAGAAACACUUAUGAGACCCUAAGUGAUGAGUGCUGACUAAUAAUCAUGUCAUCGGGACAUCUGUAUGUCUCUCCCCCUGCUUGAGAGCCAUGCUUCCAGCUCCUCUGGAGCCGACAAGCAGGCUCCUUACAACCCUGCCAUCAGCCGAUCGGCUUCCUGGAGCUCCUCGCGUGGCGACAGUUCCAGCUCUGACGGCCCAGAGACAGAAUCCAACCAUCAGUCCAGCAUGCACACCAGCAUCAGCGAGAUCCUGAAGGAGAAAAGCCUGAAGCCAUCUCGCCGCAGCCUGCCAUGUCUGGCCCAGAGUCAAACACAUCCAAUCAACCUCAACCACUUCCUAUCAGUCCCCCUGAGUCCAGAUCCCAAACCAGAGGUCGAGGACCUGAGUCAGAACAUCAGCACCUCCUGCAGCCUCCUCCCCCCACAGACAGCAGAAGAUGUCAAGGAUAACUACGUGGAGGAGACUGAAGUGAACACGUUUCAAACGAGAGCAGACCCUCCCUUCGUGCUGCAAAAACCUGUCGGCCGGGUUAAAUUAGGGACUCGCACAGAUUCACUGCAGGAGAAGAAUCGAUCCGGCUCAUCUGGACUGUUUUUCCGAGAUGGAAAAAAGAGAAUUGAUUACAUCCUGGUUUACAAGAAGUCCAGCCCGCAGGUGGAGAAGAGGUGCACGUUCGAGAAGAAUUUACGAGCUGAGGGCCUCAUGCUGGAGAAGGAGCCCUCCAUGACGAACAACGACAUCAUGUUUGUGAAGAUCCAUGCUCCGUGGGAUACGCUUUGCAAAUAUGCAGAGCAGAUGAACAUCCGCAUGCCUUUCAGAAAAAAAUGUUACUUUACAGACAGGAAGAGCAAAACUCUGGGCAGCAGAUUUCAUCUAAAAUGUCAACAAAUAAAGAGCUGGCUUCCUAAAAAUCCUAUGAAGCUGGACAAAGAGGCCUUGCCGGACCUGGAGGAAACCGACUGCUACACAGCUCCCUUCAGCAGAGCUCGCAUGCAUCAUUUCACCAUCAGCAACAGAGAGACGUUCUUCUCAAACUCCACCAGGAGUAGGAUAAUCCAUCAUGUCCUGCAGCGCACCAAGUAUGAAGAUGGGAAAUCAAAGAUGGGCAUCAACCGCUUACUGGGCAACAAUACAUACGAGGCUGCGUUUCCUCCACAUGAGGGUGGCUACAAGAGCAGACAUCCAAUUAAAACGCAUGGAGCCCAGAACCACAGACAUCUCCUGUACGAGCGCUGGGCCCGCUGGGGGAUCUGGUACAAAUAUCAGCCUCUGGACCUCAUCAGGCGCUACUUUGGAGAGAAGAUUGGUCUUUAUUUUGCGUGGUUGGGUUGGUACACUGGCAUGUUAAUUCCUGCAGCCCUGGUGGGUGUUUUUGUCUUCCUGUAUGGACUCUUCACCAUGGACUCAAGCCAAGUCAGCAAAGAGAUUUGUGAAGCCAACACCACCAUUAUGUGUCCGAUGUGUGAGGAAACCUGCGAGCCAUGGACACUGAGUGAUAGUUGUGUUUAUGCAAAGGUGACGCAUCUUUUCGACAACGGUGGCACGGUGUUCUUCGCCAUCUUCAUGGCUAUUUGGGCAACUGUUUUCCUGGAGUUUUGGAAAAGAAGAAGAGCAGAGCUGACCUACGACUGGGAUCUUAUUGACUGGGAAGAGGAGGAGGAGGAGCUAAGGCCUCAGUUUGAAGCCAAAUAUUCCAGGAUGGAGAGAGUUAACCCAAUCUCUGGCAAGCCUGAGCCCUUCCAGCCUUUCUCAGACAAACUCAGCCGGCUCAUGGUGUCUGUGUCAGGAAUAUUCUUCAUGAUCUCCCUCGUCCUCACAGCUGUGUUUGCCGUGGUGGUUUUCCGUCUUAUUGCCAUGGAGAAGUUUGCUUCCUUCAACUGGCAUUUUGUGAAAAAGAACUGGCAGUUUGCCACGUCUGGCACCGGCGUCUGCAUCAACUUUAUGAUCAUCAUGUCUCUGAACGUGGUCUAUGAAAAGGUGGCCUACCUGCUGACAAAUUUAGAGCACCCACGCACAGAGUCUGAGUGGGAGAACAGUUUCGCUCUGAAGAUGUUUCUGUUCCAGUUUGUGAAUUUAAACAGCUCCACAUUUUACAUCGCCUUUUUUCUCGGAAGGUUUGCUGGCAGGCCUGGAAAAUACAAUAAGCUGUUUAACCGAUGGAGGCUGGAGGAGUGUCACCCCAGCGGCUGUUUGAUUGAUCUGUGCUUGCAAAUGGGUGUCAUCAUGUUCUUCAAGCAAAUCUGGAAUAAUUUCAUGGAACUUGGUUAUCCCUUGCUGCAGAACUGGUGGUCUCGUAGAAAGAUGAAGCAAGGAGGCGGUGGAGGGACGAAUGUGGAGACCAAAACCCAGCUUCCACAGUGGGACAAAGACUGGAACCUUCAGCCGAUGAACGCCCACGGGCUGGUGGAUGAAUACCUGGAGAUGGUUCUCCAGUUUGGCUUCACCACCAUCUUUGUAGCAGCUUUCCCACUGGCUCCCCUCCUCGCUCUGCUCAACAACAUCAUUGAGAUCCGCCUGGACGCCUACAAGUUUGUCACUCAGUGGAGGAGGCCCAUGCCAGCUCGAGCGACAGAUAUAGGUAUCUGGCAUGGGAUUCUUGAAGGUAUUGGUGUUCUGGCAGUCAUAACCAAUGCCUUCGUCAUCGCUAUAACCUCAGACUACAUCCCCCGCUUUGUUUACGCCUUCAAAUACGGCCCGUGUAUGGACAAAGGCCAGCACCACGCAGACGAGUGCCUGCAGGGCUACAUGAACAGCAGCCUGUCUGUGUUCGACAUGUGGGAGCUGAAGAACAGCAGCGUGUUCAGAUACUGCAGGUACAGAGACUACAGAGCGCCGCCGUGGAGCCCGGUGCCCUACGAGUUCACCCUGCAGUUCUGGCACGUCUUGGCCGCCAGGCUCGCGUUCAUCAUCGUCUUCGAG
Molecule: messenger RNA, 3071 nt
Organism: Austrofundulus limnaeus
Lineage: Eukaryota; Metazoa; Chordata; Actinopteri; Cyprinodontiformes; Rivulidae
Gene: ano3
Product: anoctamin 3
Biological process (GO): chloride transmembrane transport
Cellular component (GO): plasma membrane
Molecular function (GO): chloride channel activity; protein dimerization activity
Source: RefSeq, a predicted model, not a curated record